Vigna angularis (adzuki bean) is the source of this 1832-nucleotide messenger RNA. RefSeq lists its product as uncharacterized. Gene Ontology annotation, molecular function: zinc ion binding. The transcript has 2 exons. Lineage: Eukaryota; Viridiplantae; Streptophyta; Magnoliopsida; Fabales; Fabaceae. Bases 1211 to 1549 code for a protein of 112 amino acids. The record is from RefSeq and is a predicted model, not a curated record.
AAUGACUAAUCAAAUGCUAAGUGGAUUCGCUUGUCUCUUUAAAUCUUUUUAAAAUCUUCCUGAUUAAAAUACUUUGCAUGGUGAAAUAAUUCACCAAAAUCUUCUAAGUAUGUAUAAGUUGAGCCAUCCAAAGAGAAAUUGAGUAAAAAUGAAUACGAAUGUGACAUAAAAAAGCAUUGAUUUUUUUGCGAGUAUCCGCGGGUACCCACAAGUUUUAAAAUAUUUGUGGGUAUUUUUUAAACGGGUAUCCAACGGGUAGCGGAUAUAAUUUUAUCCAACGGAUCGGAUUGCUGGUAGGCACUAUCCGUACCUGACCUGACUCGUUGCCAUCUUUAGGCAUGAUUCUUAACCGGAUCAUAGCCCGAAGGAAAAUAACCAACAACAGGAGCUGUUUUAUUGGGAUGCUCGUGGACAACCUCCACUGCAACCUCAAUUCGAUCAAGUUGAGGGGGAACAUCUUUUUUCUUCUUGUUCUUCUCCUUUUUGGGAGUUUUGGAUUUUGGUGCAUCAGUGUUCGAAUCCAUUACACUGUAUCGAUUAAAAAUUAUUAGAUUCCACGCAAAGAAUAGAUAGAGAUGUCAACAAAGGUUCUUCAGACACACAAAUCGUAGGCACAUCAUAGAUUUUGAAAUCAAAAAGUGUCGUUUGGUAUGCAAAACCUAAAUAAAAUACACAAAUUUAUAGAAAGACAAACCCUAAAACCAACUACAAAAUCAAACAACGAAGGGUUAUCUAUCGUUACAAAGUGUUCAACCCGGAUGCUAGGGUGUCUGCUAUUGAACAGAGAGAACCCUAAACCCCAACUGAGCCCAGGAUUGUAUAAUAUAAAGGUUUAAUGUAUUUGGAGGUUCCUAUUUCUGCGGAUUCGUAUCAAUUGGGUCCUCUUAUUUUGGAAGUGCUCAAUUGGGUCCGUAAUUUGACAAAAUUGAGUCAAUAAUACCCUUUCCGUUAAAUGCAAUGGACGACGUUAACUUUUUAAACAGGUGGCAUGCUGAGGCAUCCUUUUAUUUCCAGGUGGCACAGUUUGAGCUUAAUAUGUGGAUUUUAUAUCAUUUUAAAGCAUUAGUAAGAAGUUGGAUUUAUUUAAUCCCUCAAUCUGAAGGUCAAAAUCCCUAAAUUAAAAGGGUGUGUUAGGAGGUCGACCUUGUAGUUCUGAGACGCGGGUGGGUGUAGUGGUAUUGGAGCUUGUGCUUGUUCUUGUUCGAAGACAAUGUCGAAGGAGCACUCUUGCUAUUUAUCGAGUUGCAGUGCCAAGCGGAAGAAAAAUGGUACGUCUUCACCGAUCUGCCACUGUGGUCAGAGAUCUGUGGUGAGAACUGCCAAAACUAUGAAGAAUCGGGGCAAGCAAUUUUGGGGAUGCUCCAAGUAUAAGAACGGUGGUGAAGACGGUGGUUGCAACUUCUUCAAAUGGUGCACUGAUAUUGGGUUUGACGAAAGGGGUAGCUACUUCAACAGUGAAGGAAACAAAGAAACUUUGGUGAACAGUGAAGACAUGGAUAGUACUAGGAAAAUGGUAGUGAAUUUAUGUUCAUUGUUCAAAAGUGGAUGAAGGUGUUGAUGUUGUUGGUUUCUGUUUUAUGUGUAAUAGAGACAAUUUUAGUUUCAAUGUUGAUGAGGAAGGGAUGAUUUCUUGUAACUUUGUUGUAGGUUGGUUUUGUUGUAAUGAAAUGAAUGAAAUGAAGGGUUGUUUCAUAAUUAAUGGAGUUGUGCUUAUAGAAUCUGAUGUGUUCAUCAGUAAGCAUGGGAUGAUUGUAAUUUGACUUGAAUAUAAAGAAUUGGUUUACAUAGAAUUGAGUUACAGAAUUAGUAUAGUAAUGCACAUAAUCUGUUAA